Molecule: messenger RNA, 2388 nt
Organism: Medioppia subpectinata
Lineage: Eukaryota; Metazoa; Arthropoda; Arachnida; Sarcoptiformes; Oppiidae
Source: the annotation of a GenBank genome assembly
AACGGACAGCCCGGUUGCGAAGAGAGUCUAGAUGCUUUUAAGGCUAUAACCGGGGGUUUACUUGCAUUUGGCAAUCGUAUGGCGUGUUCACACAUGAGGGCCACUGAACUGCCAAUCGCUGAACGCUUAUUAAGAGACAAUACAAAUCACACGCCAGAGCAGGAAGAGUGCCAAUGGGUUGGCUAUCAAUGCAAGAGUUAUAUAAACUUUCAGGAGGGCUUGUGCUCGGAUUGCGGCAAUGAUGGUAAAAAGUGCAAACUUAUUGAGUAUUUGCCCGAGUUUUGGCUUAAACCCGACAAUUUGGUUGACGUACAGCAAAAUUACCCCCAAAAUCUAUAUAUGCUAACCUCUGGCACACCUCCCUAUUGUGUAUUUCACUAUAUGAUCGAGUUGAAAAUGGACGACACCGUCAAAUAUGAGGGUAAAAUUGAGUUUAAACUGAAUGGCACACAAACGGUGACAUUUAAAAGAAAAUUUUACGCCUAUCCCAACACAACCACAUAUAACUUCUUGUACACCAGUCAACAACAUUUGGGACAAAUCACUGAAAUUGAUAUCCAAUACGAAACAACACUUAUCGGUGAUUUAGUUAAGGCUUCGCAGAUAUUAAAUCCGUUUACAUUUCUCAAUGAGAUCAAGAAAGAAGACAUCAAUAUCUCAAACAUUUCUGUCAUUUUCAUGAGUAAUAUCGAUAAAAGCGUUCGAGACGGCUAUUCAUCACAUCUGGUGCCAAACCCAAGCAAAAAGUCUGAAGGAGGCCUUACGAGAAUCGAUGCAUUCUUCGAGACCACAGAUUGUCUGAAGAGGCACUGUUACAAAGACGUGGGCUGUUUCCAGAGCGGGGCGUUCAUACGAGAUAUGGGCAAAUACGUGCCACACGCCCGGCCCAUCAUCAACGCCAUGAAGGACAACAAGUUCCGUGUCGUGAACAACGAGUUCAUGAUAUGCCCCGUGAAUCCGGAACACGCGGACGUCGAGUUUAUCAUGUUCACACCCGAAGCGGUCAACAAUAGUAUUAAGUUCACAUACAAUCCCAGCAAUCAAUCGCUGUUGGGCUCAUCAUUUUCGCCCGACAGGAAGACACUAUUCCUGGUCCACGGCUUUAUCGACGGGUAUAAGGGUUGCGAUGAUUACGGCAGUUGUCACUGGAUGUCUAGAAUAAAGGACUACUUUGUGCGAUACAACUACAACGUGGUGGCCAUAGACUGGCAUAAAGUGGGCGUUUCGGCCAACUAUAUGUACUCGGCGUACAACGUGCGAGUCGUGGGCGCAAUGGUUGCCAAUUUUAUCCGCCGAAUCAAAGCCGUGUAUAAUUACCCGCUCAGCAAAGUUGAAGUGAUGGGUCACAGUCUGGGCGGACAAAUGGUUGGCUUUGUGGGCAAACAAUUCCCGGGGCCCGAGAAGAUCGGUCUAAUCAUGUCGCUGGAUCCGGCCGGACCCGGCUAUGACAAAGUCAGUAUCGAACCGACCGACGCCGACUUUGUGGUCGCCGUACACACCAGUACCGGCUUUUUUAAAUCAGUUAACGUUAACAGUCUAUUCGAGGUGAACCCAUUAGAGUCGGUCCAGUUUUCCGGUGUGACGGGCACUGAGAGAAGUGUCGGACACUUAGAUUUCUGGGUAAACGGAGGUAAUGGACAGCCGGGCUGUGAGAAGACCACUGCCAGCUUUUUCCACGAUAUGUUAUUUACCGGAUUAAUGGGUGCGGGCAACCGAGUUGCAUGUUCCCACAUGAGGGCCACUGAGUUGCCCAGCGCUGAGGGCAUAGCCAAAGCUGAACACACGCGGUGCCAAUCGGUGGGCUACGAGUGCAACAGUUACCUAGACUUUCAAAUGGGCAAAUGCGGCGACUGUGGCGUUGACGGCGGACGGUGUAAACUACUUGAAUAUAUGCCCAGCGAGUGGCUGCUCGAUGAUAACAGGGCCAAAACGAUGGACAAAUACCCGACCAACUUAUACUUCCUGACCGACGCCACCGCUCCCUACUGUGUAUUUCACUACCAGAUUGUGUUGGACAUGGCCAAACUCAAAUACGACGGCACACUGUCGGUGACACUGCGGGGCCGUAAGACAAUACAUUUCACAAUCAAUAAGCCGCUGGCAUUCCAGGGUAGGGACCGAUUCACGUAUCUGUACACAGAUGUGAAUCACCUUGGUCGAAUCACGUCGGCCACCAUCAACUUCCGGAAGACAGCGUUGGGCACAUUCAUCAAGGGCACAGUUGUGCUCAAUCCGUUCACAUCGGUGUUGGGUAUAAUGAAACCCGACAUCGAUAUCAAAGCAGUGAACGUAAAUUUUAUGAGUAAUAUAGACCCGGAGUAUUGUACGAAAAACAUAUUCAUCGGAACUAUUGCUGACCAAUUCGGACCCAAUGACCGAUACAUUUGA